Messenger RNA from Mesorhabditis belari, 333 nucleotides. The record is from the annotation of a GenBank genome assembly. Lineage: Eukaryota; Metazoa; Nematoda; Chromadorea; Rhabditida; Rhabditidae.
AUGCGAUGGGAAUUUAAACCGGUGCAAGAUGAGAUUUAUCUCGUAACCCAACUGACCGACCUAUUGUUGGGAUUUCAAGUUAUAACCUCGUACCAUUUCAGGCGGCUUAUUAUUUCAACAAGAUCCAAUGUUUUUUGUUUCGAAGAGCAAAUUUUGAAUCCAGGAGAACAGGUGGAUUUGCCCGUAUUUUUCUACAUCGACCCCGAUUAUGCAAACGAUCCGAAUUUGGAAUUUCUAGAUAGUAUACUUCUAUCUUACACAUUUUUUGAGGCAAAGUCUGGCCUUAAACUACCAUCUCCAUUUGAACCAAAGCCUGAAGCUACAAAUGUGAAA